Messenger RNA from Tigriopus californicus, 912 nucleotides. RefSeq names its product solute carrier family 35 member B1-like (gene meigo). Bases 1 to 912 code for a protein of 303 amino acids. Gene Ontology annotation, molecular function: UDP-galactose transmembrane transporter activity; UDP-glucose transmembrane transporter activity. Lineage: Eukaryota; Metazoa; Arthropoda; Copepoda; Harpacticoida; Harpacticidae. The transcript has 5 exons. Gene Ontology annotation, biological process: UDP-galactose transmembrane transport. Gene Ontology annotation, cellular component: Golgi membrane; endoplasmic reticulum membrane. The record is from RefSeq and is a predicted model, not a curated record.
AUGGGUGCUAAAUCGAAAUCUGUUAGUCCCUCGGGGCCAGAGGGGGGCCACGCCCACUCAAGCUCAGUACUGCGGUUUUUCUUCUGCGCCUCGGGCAUCUUUGUCUGCUUCUUUUUCUUUGGCAUCCUGCAGGAGCGCAUUAACCGCGGGGAAUAUGGCGAAGGUCCGGCUACGGAACGUUUCACGUACACGUUGGCCUUGGUGUUCUUCCAAUGCGUGGUCAACUAUCUAUACGCCGUGAUCAUGUCAAAGGUCGUACUCAAGCAAGGCCAAGACCGGACUAAAAGCUCGUACUAUGCCAUUUGCGCCUUCACCUAUCUGACCGCUAUGGUGUCCAGCAACAAAGCGCUGACAUGGGUCAAUUAUCCAACUCAGAUCGUGUUGGGUGUGGCCAUGUUCAUGUUCAAGGACGUCAAGGUUGAUGAUAAGAGCGAUGGAUCUCUUUUGGGUCUGGGUGAAAUUAUGCUCCUGCUCUCACUUACUUGCGAUGGUUUGACCGGGGCCGUUCAAGAGCGAAUGAAAUUGGACUAUCAGACCAAAUCCGGUCACAUGAUGACCUCUAUGAACAAGUGGUCGGUGUUCUACUUGGGUAUUGCCCUGACUGCCACGGGAGAGCUAUGGGAGUUCUUCGGAUUCGUUCAAAGACAUCCCAGCGUGUUAUACGAACUGGGCUUAUUCUCCAUUGCCAGUGCUCUGGGUCAAUACUUUAUUUUCAUGUGUGUGAGCGAGUUUGGACCCUUGCCAUGCUCCAUCUGCACAACCACACGGAAAUUCUUCACGGUCAUGGGUUCGGUGGUCAUCUUUGGCAAUUCGCUCAUGCCCAGGCAAUGGAUGGGUGCCACUUUGGUGUUCACCGGCUUGUUCUUGGAUGGAUUGUAUGGCCGCGAGGCACCAAAAAAAGCCGUGAAAUGA